CACGAAGUUCGUGCGCGCACUGAGGAAUGUUAAGUGUGUUGUACUUAGUGUUCUCACGUGUUAAUGCGCUUCCUGUUUCUGUGGCUGAAGUGAAGAAUCUAAACGUGGUGGUGCAAGUGGAACUACAACAUACGUUUGCAACUAUGGCAGAGACUGAAAGUAACCACCUUUCCACCAGCGCCGGUAACACAGAACCGAACAAUACUAAUUGCAAAGGAAUAGCAGCCAUCAAGCCUCAGUUCCUCACAACUAGAGAGAAGUUCCACGAGUUUUUAGAUUCUGGAGGCAACACUGCUGAGAAGAAGACAGAUAGCGAGGAGCCAAAAGCGGAAGGAGGUGAUGAUGCUGUAGCAGAAAAGGGGACCGGGGAACCAGAGCCAAAAAGGAUUAAGCUUGAUGAAUGGAGUGAUAAAGACAAAAAAGAAGGAGAGAAACAGCAGAAAAAGAGAGCAAAAGGGCAAAACAAAAGUAGGCCUCACGUGAAACCAAACGCCUAUGAUGAUAAACGACUCUGCCCCUCUGUAGUUCAGGAAUGUGCUGCCAAAUGCUUUUUUGGGGACAAAUGCAAAUAUUUGCAUGAUAUUCCUGCAUACCUAAAGCUGAAGCCUGCAGAUGUGGGGAACAAGUGCUACCUGCAUGAGAACUUUGGAAAGUGCCAGUACGGUAUCACCUGCAGGUUUGCAAAAGCUCAUAUCGGAGAGAACUUCAAAAACAUGGUGAAUGAGGAGCUAGUGAAGAAUAUGGAGGGGAAGGUGAUGGUUAAAAACGCCUUGAGCAAAGAGCUUCAACAAAAUUUGCGAAAAAGGAAGUUUGACUUUAAGGCAUCUGAUGCCUACCUAAGACAGAUGAGCAAAGGAAAUAAGCAUGGUAACGUAGGAAAGAAAGAUACAGAUCAUCAGUCAGUACCUGAGAAAGUGAAUGAGAAGUCCUGUACAGCCGAAGGACAGAACAACAGUUCAAUAGGUGACCCCAAGGACUCACUAAAUUCGGACACGCAGCCUGUAGUCAACACAGAAGCUGUACUUGGCAUUCCCUGUGCUUCAGAAGUAGGGAAUAUAAGCUCUUCAUUUGAUUCUCAAGUGGACUGUGGGAAAAAUAGCAGUGUGAAAACCCUGGGUGCCGUGACAGAUGAAGACAUUGUCAAGCUCAGGGCUUGUGAAAAGAAGCAAGUGGACUUCAGAGAUAAGCUUUACCUUGCACCUUUAACAACGUGUGGAAAUCUUCCUUUCCGUCGAAUAUGCAAACGUUUCGGAGCUGACAUCACUUGUGGAGAAAUGGCCAUGUGCACGAAUUUGCUACAGGGUCAGUCUUCUGAAUGGGCCUUGCUGAAAAGACACCACACUGAAGAUAUUUUUGGUGUCCAGCUGGAGGGAUCGUUUCCUGACACCAUGACCAAAUGUGCAGAACUGCUCAAUCAAACCAUCGAUGUGGAUUUUGUGGAUAUAAACGUUGGCUGCCCCAUCGAUCUUGUGUACAAAAAGGGUGGUGGCUGUGGGCUGAUGACUCGCACAAACAAAUUUGAGCAGAUUGUAAAAGGAAUGAACUCGGUUUUGGAUGUUCCUUUAACUGUAAAGAUCCGGACGGGUGUACAAGAAAAAGUCAGCAUUGCUCACAAACUCAUACCUGAUUUAAAAAACUGGGGUGUAUCCCUUGUCACACUUCAUGGGAGAUCACGGGAACAGCGUUACACAAAGUCAGCAGACUGGGAAUACAUAGACCACUGUUCAAAAGUAGCUAGUCCCAUGCCUCUUUUUGGUAAUGGGGAUAUACUCUCCUAUGAAGAUGCAAUGCGAGCCAGGGAGACCGGAGUUUCUGGAAUUAUGAUUGCAAGAGGUGCUCUAAUUAAGCCUUGGAUCUUCACUGAAAUAAAAGAACAAAGGCACUGGGACAUCUCAUCCAGUGAAAGAUUUGACAACCUGAAAGAUUUUACAAACUUUGGUUUGGAGCACUGGGGUUCAGACACUCAGGGGGUGGAGAAGACCAGAAAGUUCAUUCUUGAGUGGCUAUCUUUCUUGUGCAGGUAUAUUCCAGUGGGCUUGUUGGAGCAUGUUCCACAAAAGCUCAAUGAAAGACCUCCAUUCUAUCUAGGCAGGGAUUACUUGGAAUCACUGAUGGCAAGUCAUAAUGUAGGGGACUGGAUCAAAAUCAGCGAAAUGUUGCUGGGUCCAGUGCCUUCAAAUUUUACGUUCUUGCCAAAACACAAAGCGAACUCAUACAAGUAAACGGUGCUUACUGCAAGAUUGCUUCACGAUACUGCUUUGUUUCAGAAGAGCUUGCAUUGCUUGUAGAUUUUACAACCAGCAUUUUAUUUUUGUCUGAAACAAAUACAUUGUUCAAGCUUUUUGAUAUUACAAUCCCCUUUAUAAAAAAAUCCCUGGUCUUGAGUGAGUCUUUGAAGCAGGUUUAGCUGUAUAUUAAAACUCCAGAAAUAUAUUAAGGGUAUCCAUCUGAAAUUUACUGGUCUAUUUAUGUACAGAUUUGAUGUAUCUAUGCAAACAAAAUGUUUUAAGGCUAAUAUUUAUCAGUUAAUUACUUGGUGGGUAAUUGCUAGUUUUCUAGAAGUGUGUUAGACAGCUUGAAAUCACUUUUAAAUACAUUUAUAUCCUAUUACAUAUGCUUCUCUGACAGACUACCUUCCAAUUUUGUGGUGACCCUAAAAGAAACACAACCUAGAGCACAGUAAAGUAAAAAUAAAAUGCAAACCUUGUACCUCAUUCAUUGUCUUCCAUAUUACCACGCUUUGAUAAAUGGACAAACGCAUUCUCAGGUUUUGGUGUAUUGUUUUCAUCUCCAAGGUAGUACAGUACAUACAGUGAAUAACUAGUCAAUAACUUGGGACUGUGCAUCUGUAGCUGCUUAUUCAAGGUGUCUGUCUCUCAGUAUUUAUAAAAGGAAAUCUGUUCUGGUAUUUAGUGGUGGGUAAGAGCAGGUGUUUUUUAAUACAGAGAUGGUUUAGUACUAAUAUUGCAUUACUAACCAAGACCUGCCUUUAGAGGGAAGGUCAGACAAUUACCAGAACAAAAUGUUCUACAACCAUUUCCUAAAAUAGCUCUUGAUUUAGAAUUAACCAGAAGUUUGAAUUAUUUUUGUAUUUUGUUUGUUAUUGAAAUGUUAAAUAAGGUAUUUGCAUAUCUUUUCAGCUGCAUUUUGCCAUAAAAAAGUAAAAUAUGUACUGUAACUGUUUCUUUUAAUUUGUGCAUAAAAAAUAAAAUGUAUGAUUCCAAA
Acipenser ruthenus (sterlet) is the source of this 3225-nucleotide messenger RNA. Its product is annotated as tRNA-dihydrouridine(47) synthase [NAD(P)(+)]-like. The record is from RefSeq and is a predicted model, not a curated record. The coding region runs from base 27 to 2222 and encodes 731 amino acids. NCBI's taxonomy places the organism in Eukaryota, Metazoa, Chordata, Actinopteri, Acipenseriformes, Acipenseridae. Gene Ontology annotation, molecular function: metal ion binding; RNA binding; tRNA dihydrouridine synthase activity. Gene Ontology annotation, biological process: tRNA processing. The transcript is spliced from 14 exons.